ACCUGGUUGACGUCGUGUCGCAGCACAGAACGUGUUGAUAGAGAGGUGAUCCCCCUUCACCAGAAAAAUACACCAGAAAUCACGGACUGCACAGCGUAACGACUUCCUCCCAAUCUCUUCAUAUCAGUACCAGUAUCCGAUGGUUUCAUUGUCAGAUUAUCAACGAUCCUAUUCAUGACCGCUAGGCUGUGAGCGUACGACAGCAUGGCUGUUAAAGAGGAAACCUUACACCAUGCCACUCAUGACCUAAUUCUACCGAAGCCUCGAAAGUACUACCGUGCUUCCAUAGCUACUGAACAUUGGCAACUUCGCUCUCUUGUGAGCUCGCCGGAGAAGAGCAUAAUAUACUUCCCCAGCGGAAACAAUGUCGUUGCUUUAAACACCAAAACUCGAGAGCGCGAGGUGAUCGCGAAAUUGUCCUUCUCCCCGAGAUGCCUUACCGCAUCGAAAGAGUGGUUAUGCUGUGGAGGAGAUAAGGGGGAUUAUACAGCCGUAUGCCUAGACGAUAUUACAUCGAGCGUAGAAUCAACUCAAGAGGCGGACCCGGACGCUCGGCUGCCUCUCGAUCUCGACGUACCCCGUCGGGCAAUUUCCAUUGAAGGGCCCUCCGACGCGCGCAGCUCUCGUGGACAUCGCCCUGCCGUAGCUGAUGCUAUAAAGAUUGGAAGGGAAAUUGUCAACUGCAUAACUCUUUGGUCUCCCAGUGAGGAUGCAUCUACUGCGGCCUACAAAAUGCCAGUCGCUGUGGUCUCGAAUAAUGAUUGCACGGUGUCUAUUCUAAAUGUCAGAACCUCGGAAACUCUGGAAAAGUUGAUCAUGCCCGAUUUUGUCAACCGCUCGGUCCUGUCUCCGGACGGAAGAUUGCUGGCCACCAUCUGCGAUGACCCUUUCCUCUACAUUCACGAACGAAAACAAAGGGGCGAAUUCAAGAAAGAACGAUUCGGAAAACCUGGGCCGGGCUACGAUUGGUCAUUAACUGGAAGGAUACAAUUAGAGGGACAAUAUCAGGGCGACAAGUCGGUCAUGCGAGGAAGCUUCGCGGCCUGCUUCUCGAAAUCCGGCAAAUAUCUCGCUGUUGCAACCCAAUAUGGUCUCAUUUCUGUAUUUGAUGUUGAAAGCCUGCCAGAACCCAUUAGUCCAUUGGUUGUGUUCACCAGCUCGAGGCCCGGUGUUGAGAGUGGGGCUAUAAGAGCGAUGGAAUUUUCACCUGGACCUUUCGAUCUCCUCGCAUGGACGGAGGCCAGCGGCAGAGUGGGAGUUGCUGAUGUUCGAACGUUGUUUUUGUCCCGUCAACGGCUUGACAUUGACUCUCAUGCUAGUGGAGUAGAGAGAGUCAUCGUAUCAGACAGAGCAGGCGAACCCAUGAUAGACCCAAGGCUCCGUACCUUUCGAACGGAUUCCCCAAGCACUCCUGAUUACUUGGGUCUCGAUCUCGAACGGAGACAGUUACGGCAUUUGACUCGGGAGAUGUUAGAUAGGCACCAGGCCCCAUUAACAGCAGAAGAACUUGAGGUGCUCCAAGCCCAUAGAAUUGCUAGGCGACAAAGAGAUGCUGCGAAUGCUGCACGGGAAGCUCGUGAAGCACUUGCUGAGGCAUCCGCUACAUUAAGAUUGGAAUCACGGGCUGACGAUCAGCGAUCAACGACCGCAUCAACAAGCACCGCAAAUCCUGAGCCAAGUGGAAGCAAUGAGCGCCGAAUCUCGACAGCUGGUCUCCCAGCCGCUCUACGAGAGUUUGUGAAUCCAACAGACCGCACCGCGGCUUCAAUUCGAACAUUUAUCAACGAGCGGAACCGUGAGAGCGAAAGGCGAAACCGUAGUUCGAUGAUCCUAGCUGCUGCUGAAAAUGCGACUGAGCAAGAGACGAUAGGCCCGAGCAAUUCCAGAAGUAACAACGAAACACCAUCGGCCCUUGAACGUCUUGGGAUCACACUGCCUCGCCUACCGGACAUUGUCACAGACUUUCCUAGUAAUCCGUGGGCAGAGAUAGAUGCUCUCUAUCGCUCGCGAUAUACGGACCCCCCUCUUGAUAGGACAACUCGUCUUCGGAUUGAGAUCGAGGAAGAGGAUCGCCGAGACUUUGUUCAUCGGUUGAGACAGCCCUGGCGCCCAUUAGAUGAUCAUAGUGAGCCUGCAGAUCGACAAGAGAAUGAUUUGAGAGAUGCGCUGGGCCACCCCGACGAAACAAUGGGCUGUUGUUGGAGUGAAGAUGGUCGGAUUUUGUAUAUUGGCGCAAAGGAUGGUAUUCACGAAUUUCAUGUCAAUUUGGCAGGAAGGAAAAUAUUUCCCAGCCUUGUAUUACGAUGAUAUGCCUGAGGGGGCGUUUUGGAUCUUACGGCAUAAUGGUGUAAGAUAAUUGCAUCUUGGAUAUUUCAGCAAGAAUCCAUUGAUUUCUCCCAAAACGAUAGCUACAUUGAACCUUCCCGUCAUGGGUGAGUUGGCAAUCGACUAUUUGAUCUUGUAUUGAGGUCGGCGUUGUAACAGAGAAGGCAUUGACCAGCCCAUAAAAAAAGGCGAGAAAUAGUGAGCCCCUUCAGUGCUCGUCAGUUGGUGUUGUAUGAAUCGGUAUUGCUUGUCCAAUAGUCUGUAUCAUUUCUAGGCAACUAGUGACUCACGGUCCUCAAGUCAGGGGUAGUAGUCAGCUGAUGCCUAGAAUAGGGUCCCGCCUACCGGUACCUGACCCGUGCCGUACGUGCGCAAAGCAUCGCAACAUUGAUAUAAACUAGAACCUCCACAUAAGAAUUAGAAGUAAAUAUUU
This is a messenger RNA of Hyaloscypha bicolor E, 2758 nucleotides long. RefSeq lists its product as uncharacterized. NCBI's taxonomy places the organism in Eukaryota, Fungi, Ascomycota, Leotiomycetes, Helotiales, Hyaloscyphaceae. The transcript is spliced from 6 exons. The record is from RefSeq and is a predicted model, not a curated record. Bases 205 to 2307 code for a protein of 700 amino acids. Gene Ontology annotation, molecular function: protein binding.